AUGAGGAAGCCCGAGGUGUCUGGAAAAAACAACUCCAACAUUAAUAGCAAGCUUAGAAAAGGGUUGUGGUCACCUGAAGAAGAUGACAAGCUCAUGAACUACAUGCUAAACAGUGGACAAGGUUGUUGGAGCGAUGUGGCCAGAAAUGCUGGCCUUCAAAGGUGUGGCAAAAGUUGUCGCCUUCGAUGGAUCAAUUACUUGAGGCCUGAUCUCAAACGAGGUGCAUUCUCUCCUCAAGAAGAGGAACUCAUCGUCCAUUUGCAUUCCCUUCUCGGAAACAGAUGGUCUCAAAUAGCGGCGCGCUUACCUGGGAGAACUGACAAUGAAAUUAAGAAUUUUUGGAAUUCAACAAUAAAGAAAAGACUCAAGAACUUGUCAUCCAACACCUCACCAAAUGGAAGCGAGUCCUCAUAUGAGCCUAACAAAGACCUUAACAUGGCAGGGUUUACUACUUCUAAUACCCAUCAAGACCAACAUGCUGAUUUUAUGCCUAUGUUCAAUUCAUCAUCUCCAUCACCAUCCAUGCAUGCCACCGUUCUCAAUUCCAUAAUUGACAGGUUGCCUUUGCUAGAUCAUGGACUAAACAUGCCAGCUUCUGGUGGAUACUUCAAUGGUCCAGGGCCAUGCUUCUCUUCUCAAAGUGGAGUUGACAACAAAGGAUUUUAUUUGGAAAGUGGAGGAGUAUUUGGGAGUGUAAAUAUUGGGGCAGAAGGGGAUAUGUAUGUUCCUCCUCUAGAGAGUGUUAGCACUACCUCUGACCAUAACCUCAAAGUGGAAAGCACAUGCAACACAGAUACUAACAAUAGUUACUUUGAUGACAUAAACAGUAUCAUCCUUAAUAACUGCAUCAACAAGAGAACUGAAAAUAGGUCUGGGUUGGAAAAUCUAUUUCAAGAAGAGUUAACCAUGGGAGAGUGGGACUUGGAAGAGUUGAUGAAAGAUGUUUCAUCCUUUCCCUUUCUUGAUUUUUCAAACAUCCAAUGA
Sphenostylis stenocarpa is the source of this 984-nucleotide messenger RNA. Lineage: Eukaryota; Viridiplantae; Streptophyta; Magnoliopsida; Fabales; Fabaceae. The record is from the annotation of a GenBank genome assembly.